CCUUUCAUACUGGCCCCCCACCCCUUAUCCUUCUUGUUCGAGACAUGGGUGUGCAGUGAUUUGCUUUUGGGGGAUAAAACCCACAGUUUGGGAGUGGAGAGGGAUAUUACAGAGCAGGAUGGCCUGGAGUAAGGUACCUCUGCUCUUGCAUGGAUUUCUCCUGCUGGUUCUGUGUAAACCCUCCCUUCAAGGAGGAAUUUAUAUACCAGCUGGUGCAGGGGGAGGAACUGGAGCUGGUUUAGGGGGUGGCCUUGGAACUGGAGCUGGACUUGGUGCUGGAACAGGUCCUGGAGGAGUUGGAACAGGAUUAGGUCCGGGUGGUCUUGGAAUAGGGCCAGGAACUGGAAUCAGACCUGGAACUGGAGUUGGAGGAAUACCUGGUUUCAAACCAGGAAAGACAGGAGGCUUUGGAGUAGGCGGUGCUUGGGGGCAAGGUGCUGGACUGGGUGCUGGAGGCCUUGGGGGAGUUGGGCCUGGUGCUGGAGGUCUAGGGGGAGUUGGGCCCGGUGCUGGAGGUCUAGGGGGGAUUGGGCCUGGUGGUGCAGGGCUUGGUACAGGAGGACUUGGUACUGGUGGAUUAGGCACUGGAGGCCUUGGGACAGGGUCAUUCGUCAAGCCACCUAAAACAGGAGGAUAUGGAGGUCUAUCAGGAAUUGGACCAGGUGGUACAGGUGUUGGCCCUGGAUCACUUGCACCUGGUGGAGUUGGUCCUUCUGGCAUUGGUCCAGGAGGAAUAGGACCUGGUGGCAUAAGACCUGGUGGCAUUGGACCUGGUUCCAUAGGAACUGGACCAGGAAGUUUCGGACCUGGAGGAAUUGGUACUGGUGUUGGAACUGGAGGCCUUGGAGCAGGUGCUGGUGGCAAACCCCCAAAACCAGGUUAUGGGGGUAUUCCAAGCACUCUCGGAACUGGAGGUCUUGGUGGCCUUGGACUCAGGCCAGGGGGUGCUGGUUUAGUACCAGGUGGCUUUGGUGUUGGUCCUGGAGCUAGUGGUGUUGGCACAGGAAUAGCUGGACAAGGUGUGGGCACUGGUGUGGGAGGGUUUGGCCCUGGUGGAGCUGGUCCAAUAGGUGCUGGAAGAGGUGUGGGAGGAAAACCACCCAAAACAGGUUACGGAGGUCUUGGUGGUUAUGGCCCAGGAGGUGUCAGCACUGGAGGUAUUAUCCCUGGUGGCGUUGGACCAGGUGGCAUUUUCCCUGGUGGGGUUGGACCAGGUGGUAUUGGACCAGGUGGCAUUUUUCCUGGUGGUGUCGGACCAGGUGGUAUUGUCCCUGGUGGUGUUGGGCAAGGUGUCUGGAGUCCUGGAGCAGGCAGAAAACCUGGGAAACCAGGUUAUGGUGGGCCUGGGGGUUUUGGUGGCGGACCAUUUGGAACAGGAAGUCUUGGAGCAGGUGCUAUUCCACUUACACCUGGAGGUGCUGGAACAGGCUAUCCAUCAGGUGGUAGCUAUAGUGGAUAUGGUACUUAUCCUGGAGCUGGAACAACUGGUCAGAAACCACCAAAACCAGGAUUUGGACCUGGAGGUGCAGGAAUUGGACCAGGUGGUGUAGGAAUUGGUCCAGGCGGCACAGGAAUUGGUCCAGGUGGUGCAGGAAUUGGUCCAGGCGGCACAGGAAUUGGUCCAGGUGGUGCAGGAAUUGGUCCUGGUGGCACAGGAAUUGGACCAGGUGGAGCUGGAGUUGGGCCUGGAGGUGUAGGAAUUGGACCUGGUGGCACUGGAACUGGAAUUGGAGGAGCAGGAGUUGCACCUGGUGGAGCACCUUUUCUACCUCAAACUGGCUUACCAGGAUCUGGAACUGGGAUAGGUGCUGGGGGCAAAGUUGGAAAGAUUGGGAAGGCACCAGUGCCAGGUGUUGGGAUUCCUGGGCUAUACCAAGGGGGUAUAGUUCCUGGACAAGGUUUUGGAGGUAGAGGCGUUCUGCCAGGUGUAGCCACAGGAUCUCAAACUGGGCAGCUUGGUCAAGGUGCACUUGGAGCUAAUGGAGGUCGUGGAGGAUUUGGUCAACAAAUACCAGGCGUGUUCCGUGGAUAUCCUCUUAUAUCACCAAAGUCUGGAGGUAUAAGCGCUGCUAAGUCUCAGGCUAAAGCUGCUAAGUACGGUCUCAGUGGUGGGCUUGGAGGUAUACCUGGUGCAGGUGGUGUUCCAGGUGCAGGUGGUGUUCCAGGUGCAGGUGGUGUUCCAGGCAUAGGCGGUGUUCCAGGUGCAGGUGGUGUUCCAGGUGUUGGAGUCAUUCCUGGAGCUGGCGGGGGAACUCCUGGUGUCCUAUAUCCGGGAGCUGGUGGUUUCUAUCCUGGGGGAGCUGGGGCAAAAGCUCGGAAGUAUGCUUCCGGGAUAGGAACUGGUGGAGUUCCUGUUUCUGGUUUGGGAGUGGGUGGCCUUGGAGCUGGAGGACUUCCUGGUUCUGGUUUGGGAGCAGGUGGCCUUGGAGCAGGAGGACUUCCUGGUUCUGGUUUGGGAGCGGGUGGCCUUGGAGCAGGAGGACUUCCUGGUUCUGGUUUGGGAGCGGGUGGCCUUGGAGCUGGAGGACUUCCUGGUUCUGGUUUGGGAGUUGGUGGACUUGGCACUGGUGGAAUCCCUGGAGUUGGUCCUGAAGGAUAUGCUGCAGCCAAAGCAAGAAAAUAUGCUCAGCUUGGACGUCCUGGUGGGACUUUAGGUACAGGAGGAUUGCCAGGUGGAGCAGCCGGUGUUGGACUUGGUGGACUACCUGGUGGAGGUCUUGGGAUUGGUGGACAACCUGGAGGCGGAGUUGGAGGGCUACCUGGAGGUGGACUUGGUGGAUUACCUGGUGGAGGUCUUGGGAUUGGUGGACAACCUGGAGGCGGAGUUGGAGGGCUACCUGGAGGUGGACUUGGUGGAUUACCUGGUGGAGUUGGUGGUCUACCUAGUGGUGGUGCUGGGGGACUUCCCGGCUCUGGAAAUGCAUAUGCAGAGGCAAAGGCUCGUAAAUAUGGUCUACUUGGUGGAGGUGCUGGUUUAGGCCCAGGCACUGGAUUAGCUGCAGGUAUUCCAGGUGGAUUACCAAGCACUGGUGUUAGACCAUUUGGGGCAGGGAUUAUACCAGGAACUGGGGCUGGACAAGGAGGGGUCCCUGGUGGGGGUUUUGGUCCAGGAGGUGUACCCGGUGGUGGGCUUGGACCUGGUAGUGUUCCUGGAAGUGCAUUUGGACCUGGAGGAUACGCUGGGGCCAAAGCUCGCAAAUACGGAUUGCCUGGAGGAUUAGGAGGGUCACUUGGUAGUGGAACAGUGUCAGGUGUUGGAGCUGCUGGAGGAACACCAGGUGGAGGAAUUGGACCUGGGGGGGCACCAAUUGGUGGUUAUGGACCAGGGGGAGCACCAAUCAGUGGCUACGGACCUGGAGGGGCACCUGUGGGUGGUUAUGGGCCAGGAGGAGUACCUGCUGGAGGAUAUGGACCUGGCUCUGGAGCAUAUCCAGGUGGACCAAAGGCCCUAAAAUAUGGUGCUGCUGCUAGUGGAGGAGCUCCGGGACUUGGUCUGCAGGGUCAGGUAGGAACUGGUCCAGCAGGAGGAUUUGGCACGGGGGCAUGGCCAGUUGGUGGUUAUGGUCCAGGGACUGUAGGAGGCCAGGGGUCUGGAUUACCUGGUGGUGCUGUCGGAGCAGGAAGCAGAGGAGGGCUUGGGCCUGGCUAUGGAACAGGUGCUGGAGGAUAUGGACCUGGAUCAAAAGCAGCUAAAUAUGGUUUACCUGGAUCUGGAGGUGUCUUGGGAGCAGGAGGUGUACCUGGAGCUGGAACAGGAUUGGUAGGAGGUACUGGCGUUCUGCCUGGAGGAGUUGGGACCGGUGUUGGAUAUGGAGGGUAUGGAGGAGCACAAAAACCACCUAAAUAUGGACAACCAGCUGGUGGGGCUGGAAGUGUGUUGGGCGGGUCGGUACCAGCAACUGGUGGAACUGGGGCCAUAGGAACCGGAAUUGGAACUGGUGGUGUAGGUGGGGCUGGAGGCACACCAGUUUCAGGGACUAAACCAGACAAAUAUGGCAUCAUAGGAGGAACAGCAAUUCCAGGAAGUACAGAUGCUACCGGCACAGAUCGUGGAGCAGGACCUAAACCUGGAGUUGAUGGAGUGAUUGGCAGUCCAGAUGGUGCAACCCGUGGUGCUGGAGAAGGUGGAACAAAAGCUCCCAAGACUGAAUCUGGCGGACCAAUAGAGGGAUCAGGUGGACUUGAUGGGGUUGGUGGGACAGGAAUACCCAUUUUAGCUGGAGAAAAACCAGGUAUCACUGGAACUGUACCAGGUGGAACGGGAGUGCCACGACCCGACGGAGUUGGCGAUAGCGGAACACUUCCAGGAGCCAAACCACUAAAGCCCCCAGUCAUUGGAGGUGGAGCCAUUGCUGGACGUGGAGAUACCCCAGGCAUUAUUGAAGGAGGACCUGGAAGUGUAGGCAGUGGUGUAGGUGGGGUUGGUGGAGUUCCAGGUGGAGCUGGUGGAGUUCCAGGAGGAGUUGGUGGAGUUCCAGGAGGAGCUGGUGGAGUUCCAGGUGGAGUUGGUGGAGUUCCAGGAGGAGUUGGUGGAGUUCCAGGAGGAGCUGGUGGAGUUCCAGGUGGAGUUGGUGGAGUUCCAGGUGGAGUUGGUGGAGUUCCAGGAGGAGUUGGUGGAGUUCCAGGUGGAGUUGGUGGAGUUCCAGGUGGAGUUGGUGGAGUUGGAGGAGGAGUUAAACCCCCUAAAGUUUACAGCGGUACAGGUGGAACUGGAGCUCUAGGAGUUGGGGGUGUAGGUGGACUGGGUCCAGCUGGAACAGGAGGAGCUGGACUUCUGCCUGGAGGCGGUGGUUUACUACCAGGAGGUUAUGGAGGAGCUGGAGGUUUAGGAGCCGGAGGCAUCCUACCAGGGACUGGCCUCAGGUUCCCCAGUGGGGCUGCAGUGGGCAGCAAACAAGGAAAAGUUUAUGGGGCAGCAGGCACACUUGGUGGGUAUGGAGGCCCAGGCGGAUAUGGAACAGGACCCGGUGGUUAUGGUGGUGGCCCGGGCAGUGCUGGGGGACUUGGAGGGCCUGGAAUUGGUGGGCUUGGUUAUGGUUAUGGUCCUGGCGGGGUAAAACCACCUAAAAGCUAUGGAGGAACUGGAACAUUAGGUGGGGCUGGAAGAGGAGGUCUUGGUGGUGGUCUAGGAGCAGGACCAGGAGGUGUUGGUGGAGGUCCUGGAGGAGUUGGAGGGCUGGGUGGAGGUUUAGGUGCCAGAUAUCCAGGUGGUGGCCUGGGAGCUGGAGCUUUGAAACCUGGGAAAUCAGGGUAUGGAGGUUUAGGUGCAGCUGGAGGCGUGGGAGGUCUUGGAGGAGCAGGUGGAGGUCUCGGAGGAGGUGCUGGAAGCCCAGUAGGAACUGGCUUUGGCACGGGUGCACUGGGUGGUCAAGGCUAUCAGCCAGGUUACGGUGGCACUGGUGCAGGGGGACCUGGAAGUGCUCCACUUACACCUCAGCAAUCAAAAGCAGCCAAAUAUGCAGCUCUUCAAGGCUUUCUAGGUGCUGGAGGCUACAGAGGGGGCGCAGGAUGCCAAGGCAAAUACUGCGGAAGAAGGAGGAAGUGAGAAACCAGCUGAUAAAAGUGACCUCAUAAACCAGUGGUGCUACUGCCUGAUCUCAAAUGCACUUUUUUACAGUUUAAAAGUGCCUCAUGUAAUAUGUGAGCGAUUUGGACUUACACUAAAUAAUUUUUCAGCCGUAUGAUUAGAUGUGAUGUGAACCAGGCACUCUUUGCACUGCCUAAACUCCCUUUACUUAUGUCACUUAAGUUUAAUAUGAUUGUUUGAUUUUUUAUCUUUUUUUUUCAACCAUUUUAUCAUUUAAUGUUAAAAUUCUGCAGUUCCAGCUGUGCAUCUUUUCUGGUUUUGCUGCAGUUGUUCACUUACACUUAGCUGUGUAUUUAGACACAUGCAAUCUAAGGACAUGUCGCUGCUAUUUGAGGCUGAACUGUGUCUCUGGGGAAAGCGGCGUCAUUAGGCUUCAUGUUCUGGCCACCUAUCAUAAAGUAAAGGGAACCUGUUUUCUUUCUAGCUGUAUGCACUAUAUGCAGUUCAUGAAUCCAUAUUUUGUUUUUUUUCCAGCAUCUUCGGUCAUUCAAAGCAUAGUCACAUGAAGGAACGGGAUCUAGGCUUACCAAUUUUAGUCUUAUAAGAACAAAAUGCUUGUCGUAACUGCAGUAGACAGCAUCUAAGUACUGAGGAUUAUAAGCUGUCUUCAACGAUACCUCAGGAACUUGAAGCGGUUUCUUUUCUAGUAUCCUGACCUUAGUAAAACCUUGUUUUUGUUUGUUUGUUUUAACGUAACUCUUAUUAAAUUAAAAUGUUGGGUUUUUAAGGAUAUCUAUGCAUUUAACCUAAUCGUUUUUUUUUUUUUUUUAAGCAUCGUGUGUUGUGAAUGUUGUAUAUGUGUUUGUAUAAGUGCAACUAUUCAAAUGUGACAUGAAAGUAUGAUAAAGGCAAUUCAUCUAGUGAAUCUUCUCGCAUUGUUUACCUUUGUUCUUCAUGUUUAUGCACUUGUACUUGUGAAACUCCAACACAUUUUUGUAUGACC
Messenger RNA from Carassius auratus (goldfish), 6530 nucleotides. RefSeq names its product elastin b (gene elnb). Gene Ontology annotation, molecular function: GTP binding; extracellular matrix structural constituent. NCBI's taxonomy places the organism in Eukaryota, Metazoa, Chordata, Actinopteri, Cypriniformes, Cyprinidae. The record is from RefSeq and is a predicted model, not a curated record. Gene Ontology annotation, biological process: microtubule-based process. The coding region runs from base 119 to 5545 and encodes 1808 amino acids. Gene Ontology annotation, cellular component: microtubule. The transcript has 59 exons.